Aedes aegypti (yellow fever mosquito) is the source of this 2138-nucleotide messenger RNA. RefSeq lists its product as uncharacterized. The coding region runs from base 1282 to 1980 and encodes 232 amino acids. Lineage: Eukaryota; Metazoa; Arthropoda; Insecta; Diptera; Culicidae. The record is from RefSeq and is a predicted model, not a curated record. The transcript is spliced from 2 exons.
AGAAGAAGAGUACUCAAAAUCGAGUGAGUUGAUUUUCUUCCUUUGUUUUUUUUUUGUUUCUAUUCAAUAUGGUGAAAAUGAUUAUAAUUAUUAAUAAAUUGUUGAACAAUAAAUUUUAACUUGAAUCAUCCUUAAAAUGUUCAAUGGGUGGUUUUAGGUAUUUAGAGACAAUUCAAUCUAAGAGCAUAUAGUGUUACUUUGACUGGUGGAUUUCAUAUUUUCAAACAAACUUGAAAAUUUAAUUGACUCAAAUACAUCGAUCUAUAGAAUUCAAUUGAAUUAGUGAAUCAAUUUAGCAUAUCAAAUUUGAAUUGGUCCAGUCACAUCGAUAUUUUGUUCGAACGCUUAUCUCUACCAAUUGAUUUUUUGUACUUUUUUCUACCUAGAAUUUUCCAAUCUGUUAAUGCACCUGUUACUCGGAAAACAGAUUGAGCUAAGACGUGUUGUAGACUGCUUAUUGUUAAUGAAAAAAAAGAAGAAUGAUAUCCUUCAUAGUUCAAGCUUUCAUGUAAAAAGGGUGCAGAGGUUGUGUAUAACGAUCGUUUUUGAGUUAAAUUCGUGAAUGAGCACACAAACGAGUUUCAGUUUUCCUGCGCCAAAAUAAUUUUAUCAACUACAGUGCACUCGAUGGCCAAAAUAAUAGUUGGAACAAUUUUUCAACGUGCAUUUGCUCAAUUGUUUUCCCUACAAACUUCAAGCUUCCCUAGCUUCCCCUUAGGCUUGACGGAUUCCGAUCAAGCUACAACAGUAGUUUUCGAGAGUUCAAAAAAAAAAUGGGAGAUAAUUCUUAAGAUUUUGUAGUUUUAUCAUUAUGGGCCACCCUAGUGCUGCUCCCACGUUCAGUUCGGGUACACACCAUGAGGAUACCAACACGUCACGGAUAACGAUAUUAACUCGGAAAAGUUCUCCACAUCAAUUAUAAUUACUGUUCAUACCAGUAGGUAUAUAUGGUUGCACCAAUUUAACACGUUUCGAAAAACCCAAUUCAAUUAUCGGAUUGAACAAGCGCUCAAAACAACUUUCAAAUCUGCUCUCCAAUGCGCAAAUCGCUUUCGGGAUGGGGGGGGGGUUAGUUUCACGUCCGUAAAAGUAGUUUCAGUGCAUUAUUUUUAUUAAUUUAGAUAGCGAAACAUGGGUAAUUGAAAUACAGUUAGGACGAAGUUUCGUUCGUCGCCACAGAUAACGGCAACAACAACUACGACACCUGAAGCAAUUGAAAGUCAUCGCAUACAUUACGUAUUUGGGUACCUACUAACAAAGCGUCGUUUUUACUUCCACAGGAUGUCCCGCUGUUUGUGGAUCUCGCCGGAUACGCUGUUCACGCUGUGUGAGGUUGCCCUCCGGAAGCUACUGUUGUCCGUUGUUCCGCGGCGGAAGUUCUGGGCCACCGUUAUUUCUCUGCUGCCACGUGAAAGCGCUCGCAGUACCGUUUGGCAUCAGGUGCAGUGUCCGUGGGAGUUCAACCGACAUCAGCGCACCAUCGUCAACUACGCCAACCACUGGACGCUCCUGUCGGGCACCGUUCAACAUCGGAACCCCUCAGCAUCGAAUAUUCGCAUCGGUUCGCUGGUCCGGAAUAGAAUCACCCAACUGCUACUCGACUUGGACUACUGCAGCAGCAGCGGAAGCGACGGUGGCAUGCCGCACCAGCAACCGGCACGGUUCGGGUCACCCAUGCAGGAUCCCUUCGAACAAGCCGAGGAAGAACUCAGCGAGCAGUUUGUGGCACGUUCAGUGGCGGCAAACAUGGAAACGUCCACGGUCGAACUGCAUCCGGAGGGCUCCCGGUGCAAUUGCUGCAGCCACUGCGGACACCGUAGCGAUUGCAAAGUGGCACUUGCUCCCAGCUGUGUCGCACUGUUGAGCAAGGAACAGGCCGUCCAGCAGCUGAUAGUCAUGGGACAGAGUACGAUACGCAGCAGUUGUCGUGUACAAAUUAACGAUUCCGAUCCCUGCGGCUGCUGUCAGGCGAGAAUGUAAUCUUUCACCGACCUUCGACCGACGCAGGGUUUGACCACGAGAAUAGAGCCACCAUGGGCGUAGCGAAGUAACAUUUUAGGGUUUAUCAAUUACUAUCAACUGUUGUUACCGCCAUAAUGUUAAAACUCUGUUUAGAAUUAGUCUUAACAACCUUUUUA